Molecule: messenger RNA, 1794 nt
Organism: Talaromyces stipitatus ATCC 10500
Lineage: Eukaryota; Fungi; Ascomycota; Eurotiomycetes; Eurotiales; Trichocomaceae
Product: isoamyl alcohol oxidase, putative
Exons: 2
Coding region: 1-1683 (560 amino acids)
Molecular function (GO): FAD binding; oxidoreductase activity
Source: RefSeq, a predicted model, not a curated record
AUGGCUCCUUCAGGACCAAAUCCCUUCGGGCUUUAUAAACUGGUGGCGGUAGCGGUGGUGACUCUCUGCAGUGACUGGAGUUACGCCUCGUCGAGCUAUUCGAAAUGGCAGUUGCUCAACAAAACGACCUCGGUCAAGCCAGAUGAAGCAGCAUGCGCAGCUAUCCAGGCCAACUACACGUCGGCGAAUUACCGCGCCAAUCUCCCCAAUGCAUGGAUGAACAAUCAGGACGAGAUGUGUUCGUCUGUUCCCUUAAAUCAGUGUCUGCUGGAUAAUACCAAACCUACCGAUCCCCUUGCUUUUGCGAAUGGAGCUGUAUGCAACCAGGGAAUGAUUCCGCCCGUAUAUCUGGAAGUCCGCAGUCCCGAGGAUGUUAUUGCUGCGUUCGAGUUCGCCAAUUGCACGGGAACGAAAAUUGCGAUCAAAAAUAGUGGACAUGAUUAUCUGACUCGCAGCAGUGGAGUGGACCGCCUAUUGCUAUGGAUGCGUAGCAUGCAACAGCUCAGCUACAACAACGCAUUUGUUCCCGAAGGGUGUCCUGCAAGUGAGACCAACAAUGCCAUUACCGCUGGCGCUGGCGUGAACAUGGACCAGGCAUUCGCAUUUGCCGAACAACAUGACAUGACAUUUAUCGGCGCAUACGCUGCGACCGUCGGUGUAUCCGGCGGAUGGGUGCAAGCAGGCGGUCAUUCCGUAUUGUCCCCUGUCUACGGCCUUGGGAUUGAUCGCGUACUCGAAUUCAAAAUCGUCACGCCAGAUGGUGUUUACCGCACAGCUAAUGCAUGUCAGAACCAGGAUCUCUUCUGGGCCCUCCGCGGAGGCGGCGGUGGUAGCUUCGGCGUCGUGCUUGAAACUAGCCAUCGCGUUGAGCCUUUGAUACCGCUAGUCGUGGCAGCCAUCACCAUCCCAGCUACGGCGACGACUUUCACGCCUUGGUUCGAGAUCAUGGUCAACAAUUCCCUGACGUGGAGUCAGCAAGGCUGGGGUGGUCACAUUACCCCGAGCAGCCUCAUCGACGUCAACCCGCUGCUGACUUUGGACGAGGCAAAGGAAUCCAUGGCACCUGCUGUAGCUUUUGCCGAGGCGAACAACGGCUCUGUCGUCUUCGAGGAGUACCCAUCUUACUAUCCUUUCUAUCUGAAAUACGUCGGCGCCAAUGAGCUCGGUGUCGGCAAUGUUCAUAUUGCAGGAAGCCGCUUAAUCCCACAAUCACUAUUUGAGACCGAGACCGGCCGCUCGCAGUUGAUGCAGUACAUACAGGCAAUCCACGCUCAAGGAUCGAGCCCAUACAUUCCAGUUGUCGGCCCAGUAUUAUACAAUUACACGACCAACUCGACUUCCGCAACUCCCGCUUGGCGAGAGGCGCUUUGGGAGUUAGGUGCAGGUGCUUCAUGGGCAUGGAAUAGUACUCUAUCCCAACGACAGGCAGCAGUAGCCAAGUUGAACAAUUUGACGAGUCUUGUCGAACAGCUCACACCAGGUGGAGGGGCCUAUCAGAAUGAAGCAAGUCCAUUCACCGGUGAUUGGCAAGAGGCCUGGUGGGGAGCAGAGAACUAUGCCUCAUUGUUGGCGAUCAAGAAUAAAUAUGAUCCGAAGGGGUUGUUGAGUUGUUACAAGUGCGUUGGUUGGAGUGCGGCAGAUGAGACCAAUUCUUGUUUCGCGGCCUUUGCUGAUAGCCAGUGAUGCGCAUUUCCAUAUCAUGUCUCCAAUCGCUAGAAGUCAUAGUAUAUAUGGAGCGAGAGCUGCGGUAUCUCAUGUAUAUAGGUACAUAGAAAUAACAUAUUGCAUCCCUAG